CAUGGUCUGUUCAAGUACUUGGCAAGUUGACAAGCCAUGCCACACCUAAUAUCGUCAUAGCCUCGUAGUUUCAAGUAUCACUCUUGAGAAACUCGAUGAUCGUCUUGUUUUCAAGUUGGUGAUCAUCGUACUAUCGAUAAAGAAAAGUAAUCCAUGAUGUUGUUUCAUCUUAUGGUCAACAUGUGUAUCAAUGACACGGUGCUAUAUCAUGUCAACGUACCGAUACAGCAAUUGAAGCAGGGAAGACCUAACAUAUAGCUAGAUUUGAUACUAGCAUUGUAAUUUGUCUGCACUAUCGUAUAGGAAAAUAGCGAUUCAGGCUAUACUAAAUAUUGAUACUCAUUCAAUAAUGUUACUCAACUAGCGGCCUCGAUGACAUAUUUAUCAAGAGUGAUCUCUAUCACUCCGGUUGACAUAUGAUCUGAAUUUCAAUUGUGGUCAUUUCAUGGUAUAAGUUUAUGUAACGAACGAAUCAUUCGACGUCGUCAUAAUAAUGGAAUCCAUUUCGACAACGGAAUCGUCGACGUGCGGCGUAGAUCUAUCCGUUUCCGACUGCCAGGUCAUCGCAACGUUCGACACCGUCCUCUCUCCCAUUCUUCUCGGCCUCAUCGUCGUCGGCGUCCUAGCCAACUCUCUGAUGCUCUACGUGAUCAUCGCCCACCGGGAUAUGCAUACUUUCCCGAACCUGUUCGUAGCAAACCUCUGUAUGACACACUUUCUCUAUCUCACCAUCUUGGCAAUCACCGAUGUCGUAUAUUAUCUUAAGUUAGCGAUGGGGGUUCAAACGGCCAGUCUCAUAUCAUCAUCAGCUUACCUAUAUAUUUCUUUGGUGAUCACGAACAAUACUUGUGCAAUGCUUACAGCCUUGUCGAUAGAGAGAUACAUUAAGAUUAUUGUCGACCCAAAGAAAUCCGCCAAGUUCCAGAGAACGAGGGUUGCUGUUAUAUCGUGCAUCGCCGUCUGGAUAGUUUCGCUGAUCAUCUGCGCCCCCGUCUUCUACGGCAACUACUCCGACGCAGCGAGCGCGUACUCUGAUCCGCAGUACCGCGUCGCUGUCAUCAUCUCAUUCGUCUGCUCCUACAUCGCCCCUCUCCUCAUCAUCACCGUCAUCUACUUCCUAAUCAGGCACAAACUCCGUAAACGCAGAUUCGAGUCCAUGAAGAUCAAGGCCGGUGGUGCAUCGUCGAUGGAUUCGACCACGACCUCGAAGGCCGAGGAUGAUCACAAGCAUGAGUUGAAGAUCUUGAAGACAAUUGUCUUCAUCGUCAUCAUCUUCACAUUCAACUUCGGAUGUCUUUACAUUACGAGUAUUGUUCUCAUGGUUCUACCUCUUGACAAGCUAACAGAGGAGAUCGCUUCCCAGGUGAGUGAGACGGUAGCCAUCAUGACAGCCAGCCUCCACCCGAUCGUUUACGGGAUGACACACCCGAGCUUCAACCCCCAUGUCAAACGACUCAUCCUCUGUCGCGAAGAAUGGUGCCUACGCUGUCGAAGAGGCGAAUGUGCCUGCAGUCGAUGCUGUCGUAGUGGUCGGCCAACAUCGCUCCGUAGCGUCAUGAGGAAAGGAAGUGCGCUGGACGGUACCAUCAAUGCGAAUGACGAGUUCGUGCUCGUCGAACGGUUCGAGGCUGAGCAAUCACGUCAGCGGCAGGAAAAUAUAUGACAUAUUUUUU
Lytechinus variegatus (green sea urchin) is the source of this 1673-nucleotide messenger RNA. RefSeq names its product G-protein coupled receptor 54-like. Gene Ontology annotation, molecular function: neuropeptide binding; G protein-coupled receptor activity. Gene Ontology annotation, biological process: neuropeptide signaling pathway. The record is from RefSeq and is a predicted model, not a curated record. The coding region runs from base 494 to 1663 and encodes 389 amino acids. Lineage: Eukaryota; Metazoa; Echinodermata; Echinoidea; Temnopleuroida; Toxopneustidae. The transcript is spliced from 4 exons. Gene Ontology annotation, cellular component: neuron projection; membrane.